AUCCGCCCCUGCAAUGCGCUAUAAAUUUACUUCGAACUCACGGUGAAAAAGUAAUUAGCAUCACCUCCCUCCUUGCUUAUCAACACGUACGUUGCGUUUCUUGGCAAUGCGUGCUGCACCGACGACGAUGUGGCGUUCGCCGGCGGCGCCGGUGUGUCUCCUCGUCGCCGCCGUUCUCCUGUCGGCGGUGGCGGCGGCGACGGCGGGGGAGGAGUACGUGAAGUACAAGGACCCAAAGAAGCCGAUCGGCGAGCGCGUCGACGACCUCCUCAGCCGGAUGACGCUCGCGGAGAAGAUCGGCCAGAUGUCGCAGAUCGAGCGCGCCAACGCGACCUCCGCCGUUAUCGAGAAGUACUUCGUCGGGAGCGUGCUGAGCGGCGGCGGGAGCGUGCCGUCGGAGAAGGCGACGGCGAAGGAGUGGCAGCAGAUGGUGGCCAAGAUGCAGAAGGCGGCGCUCAAGACGCGCCUCGGCAUCCCGAUCAUCUACGGCAUCGACGCCGUGCACGGCCACAACAACGUCCACAACGCCACCAUCUUCCCCCACAACGUCGGCCUCGGCGCCACCCGCGACCCCAAGCUCGUCAAGCGGAUCGGCCAGUCCACCGCCCACGAGGCCCGCGCCACCGGCAUCCCCUACACCUUCGCCCCAUGCGUCGCCGUUUGCCGCGACCCGAGAUGGGGACGGUGCUACGAGAGCUACAGCGAGGACACGAAGCUGGUGCAGCUGAUGACGUCGGCAAUGGUGCCCGGGCUGCAGGGCGACGCGCCGGCGAGGUACCCCAAGGGGACGCCGUUCGUGGCGGGGGGGAUGAACGUGGCCGGCUGCGCCAAGCACUUCGUCGGCGACGGCGGGACGCGGGACGGCAUCAACGAGAACAACACGGUGCUCAGCUUCCACGACCUGAUGCGCAUCCACAUGCCGCCCUACGACGACGCCGUCAUCAAGGGCGUCGCCUCCGUCAUGAUCUCCUACUCCAGCUGGAACGGCGUCAAGAUGCAUGAGAACCGCUUCCUCAUCACCGACAUCCUCAAGAACAAGUUGAAAUUCAGGGGAUUUGUGAUCACGGACUGGCAAGCGGUGGACAGGAUCACGACGCCGCCGCACAAGCACUACUACCACUCGAUCCAGGAGACGAUCCACGCGGGCAUUGACAUGGUGAUGAUCCCGUACGACUACCCGGAGUUCGUCGCCGACCUGACGACGCAGGUGUCGAACGGGUCGAUCAAGCUGGACAGGAUCAACGACGCCGUGAGCCGCAUCCUCCGCGUCAAGUUCGCCAUGGGCCUCUUCGAGAACCCGCUCCCGGACCCGCGCCUCGCCGGCGAGCUCGGCGACAAGGAGCACCGGCAGAUCGCGCGCGAGGCCGUGCGCAGGUCGCUCGUCCUGCUCAAGAACGGCAAGCACGGGGAGAAGCCCGUGCUGCCGCUGUCCAAGAAGGCCGACAAGAUCCUCGUCGCCGGCAGCCACGCCCACAACCUCGGCUUCCAGUGCGGCGGCUGGACCGUGUCCUGGCAAGGCCAGGGCGGCAACAACGUCACCGCCGGGACGACGAUCCUGGAGGCGAUCAAGGCGGCGGUGGACGAGAGCACGGUGAUCGACUACACGGAGCACCCGGACAAGAGCUCGAUCGCCGAGAGCGCCAAGGAGUACGACUACGCGGUGGUGGUGGUGGGGGAGGAGCCGUACGCGGAGACGGAGGGGGACAACCUGAACCUGACCAUCCCGUCGCCGGGGCCGAAGGUGAUCAAGGACGUGUGCGGGCUCGUCAAGUGCGUGGUGGUGCUCGUCUCCGGGCGUCCGCUCGUGGUGGAGCCGUACAUCGGCGCCAUGGACGCGUUCGUCGCCGCCUGGCUCCCCGGCACGGAGGGCCACGGCGUCGCCGACGUGCUGUUCGGGGAUCACGGCUUCACCGGCAAGCUGCCACGUACUUGGUUCAAAUCGGUGGACCAGCUGCCGAUGAAUUUCGGCGACAAGCAUUACAACCCGCUGUUCCCAUUUGGGUUCGGACUAACCACCAAGCCAAGCCAUAGCCAAAGUUAGAGGUCAAAACAUUUUAUCUCAAUGUGUAGCCAGAGCCGGAGUUAGGGGUUAAACAUUGCAUCUGAUGGACUAUUAUAUUGUUCGGUUAAAAGUAAAAUGAGUGUGAGGGUAUGGUAUUUUAAAAAUAAAUAUUAGUAGGAUUUUAUUGGUGAGUGA
This is a messenger RNA of Oryza sativa Japonica Group (Japanese rice), 2197 nucleotides long. RefSeq lists its product as uncharacterized. Gene Ontology annotation, biological process: glucan catabolic process. NCBI's taxonomy places the organism in Eukaryota, Viridiplantae, Streptophyta, Magnoliopsida, Poales, Poaceae. Gene Ontology annotation, molecular function: beta-glucosidase activity. The record is from RefSeq and is a predicted model, not a curated record.